Molecule: messenger RNA, 522 nt
Organism: Lucilia sericata (common green bottle fly)
Lineage: Eukaryota; Metazoa; Arthropoda; Insecta; Diptera; Calliphoridae
Exons: 3
Coding region: 130-522 (130 amino acids)
Source: RefSeq, a predicted model, not a curated record
AAUAAUUUAUUUUUUUUAAGUUUGGCUGAUAUAUUUUCUGUAUAUCCGCAAAUAUUUAAUGAAUUAAUUGCAGAUCAAGAACAUUUUGCUCAAAUAUAUUUACCAAGUGAUAUCGAAUGGCAGGAUAAAAUGUAUUAUAUGUUACUGGAAGUACAAAAAAAUGUAAACGAGGCUCUGGAAAGUGGCAAGAAUUAUGAAGAUGUAAUUCGGCAAAAGGAGAAACCAGUUUUUGAUUCAACUCAUAUUCAAAGAUUUUCGCCAGCAACUAGUCCUUCUAACUGUACAGCUAGUGAAUUAAAAAAAUGUGGAAGAAUUCGUAUAAAAAGCAAUAAGAAAGUAAAUGUAUGUUGGACUUUAGAUAAUAUAUGCAAAGCAGCCCAGCUUCUAAAAAAACCACCCGAAAAUGUAAUUUUUACGAAUGAACACGACAUGAGAAAGGUCUAUUCUUUAGUAUACGAUGUUUUUAGAUUUUCAAGUCUUCUGGCGCCAGCUGACAUCGAGGGACCUAAUAUUGUAAGUUGA